Messenger RNA from Arachis stenosperma, 944 nucleotides. RefSeq lists its product as uncharacterized. Gene Ontology annotation, cellular component: mitochondrial inner membrane. NCBI's taxonomy places the organism in Eukaryota, Viridiplantae, Streptophyta, Magnoliopsida, Fabales, Fabaceae. The transcript is spliced from 5 exons. The coding region runs from base 80 to 595 and encodes 171 amino acids. The record is from RefSeq and is a predicted model, not a curated record. Gene Ontology annotation, biological process: mitochondrial respiratory chain complex I assembly.
UUUAUUCCAAUGUUCCUUCCUUGUAUAGCUCGAGUCCGAGAGAAGAAGUGAGAAAGAAAGAAAAUCGAUCCCAAUAAACAUGGCGGGGGUUAGGCAGAGAGCAGUGACGACUCUCCCGAACAUCAUUCGAAGUCUCCGAAAGGAGCCAUUGAAGCCUCAAAACCAUUCUUUGCCUUCUCUUCGACGCGCUUUUUCUCUCUACGAUCAAAUCAACCUCAUUGACCAAGUCCCCGAUGACACCCUCCGAUUCCAAGGGUAUACUGAUACAGGGUUUACUGUGAAUGGUGUUGAAUAUGAAGGGAGCUUGCUUUGUGUUGGAAAUUUGCUCUUAUCUUUGAAAGCAAACAAGUUCUCAGAUAUCAAUGCUAAUAGCUUAUCGCUCUUCCAAAUUAUUCGGCCUAUUCCAGAGAUUUUGAUUAUUGGCUGUGGAAGAUACAUUCAACCAGUGCAUCCUGAACUUCGUCAGUUUGUUCGCUCUACUGGCAUGAAGUUGGAAGCUGUUGACUCGAGGAAUGCUGCUUCAACCUACAAUAUACUGAAUGAGGAAGGUCGUAUUGUGGCUGCGGCGCUUCUUCCAUAUGGAGUUUCUUCAUGAACUUUAGACUUGUUGCUUGAAUUUUCCACAUUAUCACCAUUUAAAGAUCGUAGCCUAGGUGGUUCUUCAGAAAUGCUUUAAUUUUUAAUAAUUUCCCAUGAAGAAAGUUUUGACAUAGCACUUGUGAAUUAAGAGCGAGUCCUUUGUAAUAAUAAUUAAAAUGUAUAGGCUCUUGCACUCAUAAAUAAACAACUUUGAUCUUCAGGUAGUUGCUAUUUGAUCUUGAAUGUCAUAUCAGUUUGUCUGGGUUGAAAGGGAAACUACAUUGUUCAAAGGGUUUUGCACUUGAAAGCUAAGGAUUCAAAACUAACAGUUGUUUUUAUGGAAAUAAAUUCCUGAGUUUCAUGAA